This is a messenger RNA of Arachis duranensis, 1104 nucleotides long. Its product is annotated as serine/threonine/tyrosine-protein kinase HT1. Gene Ontology annotation, biological process: protein phosphorylation. Bases 1 to 987 code for a protein of 328 amino acids. NCBI's taxonomy places the organism in Eukaryota, Viridiplantae, Streptophyta, Magnoliopsida, Fabales, Fabaceae. The transcript has 4 exons. Gene Ontology annotation, molecular function: ATP binding; protein kinase activity. The record is from RefSeq and is a predicted model, not a curated record.
AUGGCGAUGAAGAACUUGUACUGGUUGAAGGAAAUGUCGAACAACAAAGGAGAGGGAGAAGAGGAAUGGAGUGCUGAUCUGUCACAGCUGUUCAUAGGUUCGAAAUUCGCUUCUGGAAGGCACAGCAGGAUCUACAGAGGGAUAUACAAGCACAUCGAUGUUGCCAUCAAGCUUGUGAGCCAGCCUGAGGAGGAUGAGGAAUUGGCUGCUCAGCUUGAGAACCACUUCACUUCUGAGGUUGCGCUUCUCUUUCGCUUGCACCAUCCUAAUAUCAUUACUUUUGUAGGAGCUUGCAAGAAGCCCCCUGUAUUUUGCAUAAUCACAGAAUACUUAGCUGGUGGCUCAUUGAGAAGCUUCCUUCAAAGGCAAGGACCACAUUCACUCCCUCUAGAACUUGUUCUAAAGCUAGCCUUAGACAUUGCCAAGGGUAUGCAAUACCUUCACUCUCAGGGCAUACUCCACAGGGACCUCAAAUCAGAGAAUCUUCUCUUGGGUGAAGACAUGUGUGUCAAAGUAGCAGACUUUGGGAUCUCGUGCUUAGAAUCCCAGAUUGGUAGUGCUAAAGGGUUCACUGGAACUUACCGUUGGAUGGCGCCAGAAAUGAUCAAGGAGAAGCACCAUACCAAGAAAGUAGAUGUUUACAGUUUCGCCAUUGUUCUUUGGGAGCUUCUAACAGGACUAACACCCUUUGAGAAUAUGACACCAGAACAGGCAGCAUUUGCAGUGACUCACAAGAAUGCAAGGCCUCCAUUACCAUGUGAUUGUCCAUGGGCAUUUAGUAAUCUAAUAAACAAAUGCUGGUCAAGCAAUCCGAAAAAACGACCACACUUUGAUGAGAUAGUCACUAUUUUGGAGAGCUACAUAGAAUCACUGGAAAAAGAUCCUGAAUUUUUCACCAAUUACAAACCACGUCGUCCACGUAAUCUGGUUCUCAAAUGCUUACCAAAGUGUAACUGUCGCCAUGUAUCCUCUUCUUCCAAAUCUUAGGAUCCUUCUUUCCAAUAUUGCAUGUGUCACGUAAUCAAAUCUUCUUAUACACAAUCCCAAGAACCAAAACUGUUUCCAAUAAUUAAUGGAUGCAAUUAUUCUCUUCUCUUUCCGAUC